ACUUCUAUUGAUCGGUGUGGAUUUGAUUUUGUACAAGGUGGCAAGAGAUAUGAAGACUCUUCCGACAGUCGCAGAUUUUUUAUAAACGUGGUUCUGUUCAUUGUUUUUCCGUUUUCUUUCUGGUGGAAAUGCUUUGCUCCCUCAGACUGUGAUCUACUUGCAGCAAGCACAGAGUGGCAAUGUGCAAUUUAUGUACCCAGUCCUAUCUUAUCGGAAGACAAAAGUCAUUCAAGUACGAAAGAGCGACUCAAUACCAAAAAAUUAGAUAAACACGAAAACAUCUUACUAUCUCAGGAUGCUGUAUAUGACGACUCCUUCCCUAAGAAAGUAAGAAAGUUACCAUUGGCAUUCGGGUCUGCCGCUUAAAUUGAAAUACAUGCUACAUGCAAUGAAGCAUUAAUAAUCAUUGAAGAUAUGUGUCUCAAAAUUGCGCAUAAAGCAUUAUCACAGUUAUCUAUGAUUUCACCUGAUCGUCCGAUGCAUGAUUUGAUGGAUCAAGAAUUGCAACGUGAACAACAAUUCAAUUGUGACGAAUUGAUUGAAUUUGUGCAAUCAAAUAUUGACAAAUUAAAUGAUCAACAAAACUAUGUAUACCAAACAAUUUUGCAAGCAAGAAGAAUUGGUCGAAUGCGUUUUCACAAAUAUCAUUCAGAAUCACAGAAGCCAUGAUUGGUUAGCAGAAUGUUCAAUAUUGGCACCGAAGAAUAUACAGGUCAAUGCAAUGAACUUCAAAAUUCAAAAAAAACUGCCAGGUGAAGUCAUAACUUAUAAAUCCAUUGACAGCGUUAUGGAUGAAAAGGAAGCUGUGAAUUAUCCAAUUGAAUUUCUGAAUUCAUUGGACCCACCUGGUACACCGCCACAUCUUUUGAAUUUAAAGGUCGAUUCACCAAUCAUAUUACUACGGAAUAUCAAUCCUCCAAAAAUGUGUAAUGGUACACGACUGGUAAUAAAGAAGCUAAUGCCAAAUUUGAUUGAAGCAACUAUACUCAAUGGCAAAGCGAAAGGCGAAAAUGUGCUUAUACCACGUAUUCUAAUGAUUCCAACAGACAUGCCAUUCGAUUUCAAACGUCUGCAAUUUCCGGUGCGUUUAUCAUUUGCCAAGACUAUUAACAAAGCACAAGGACAAACAUUUCAAAUAUGCGGAGUAAAUUUGGAAGAAUCGUGGUUUUCACAUGGGCAAUUAUAUGUUGCAUGUUCGAGAGUCGGUACUGCACAUCGUUUAUUCAUUCAUGCACCGGACAGUAAAACUAAAAACGUUGUUUAUCAAAAUGUUUUAGAUUAGAACUCGAAUUUUUGAGAUUUACAAUUUAUUAUAUACGCUUAUGUAAAAA
This is a messenger RNA of Bactrocera tryoni, 1331 nucleotides long. RefSeq names its product ATP-dependent DNA helicase PIF6-like. The coding region runs from base 572 to 1282 and encodes 236 amino acids. Lineage: Eukaryota; Metazoa; Arthropoda; Insecta; Diptera; Tephritidae. The transcript is spliced from 3 exons. The record is from RefSeq and is a predicted model, not a curated record.